UAUAUUACUGGAUGUGCAUCUGAAGAAGCAUUUGGCUAAACAAACAAUUUUUGCCAUAUUUUAUUGAUAUUUAAUAAAUACCUUCCAUAAGCAGCUCGACAAUCGGUGAAAGUUGGAAGCCCUAACUAAAUGUUAUUAUCCCUAUUAAGCGCAACUAAAAAUUACUGCCAGUCUAAAUGGGCAUAUUACGCAGUUUGGCUCAAAUUGUUCUUGAAAUUUGAUGCAACCAAAGCGCAUUAUUCGAUCGGAAUUUCACGGUAGCCGUAAUUUAAAAUGCCGAAGAAUUUAAAGUUCAAGAAUCCAUUUCGCAAACAUGGAGAUUUUGCAAAACCGGAGAUGUCGCGAUCUUUAUCUACUGUCCAAGUAGUCAUCCGGACUUUUCGCCAGAUUUCUUUUGGGCGCGACAUUGACGAGCUUUCAGAAGUGGAGGAAUACGUGGAUGAGUUUGAACAUCUGAAAAUUCGUGACUUAAAGCAGUUCUCCAUCGGCAUUGUUUUUAUUUGCGCCAUUUCUACGUGCAAUGCUAUGUUGAAUAAUGUUGUAAAAAAUACAUCUACGGAUGUUUUCUUCUCCCCGGCAUUUGUUGUAUGGCAUCGAGCCUGUUACCGGAUGCUCACGUUUCCAACAUACCUGAUGCUUAAAUGGCUUUUCGAACGAAUUGUAAAACGCUCUGAUCCUCCAGUGACAUUCAAACAUCUAAUUCUAGACGCGGUAAAAUUCUACGGGGAGCGAAAAGUUUCAUUUAGCCGAUGGUGUAAAGAUCUGUUAAUCCUAACAGUUCUGACGGUGAUAACCCAGUACGCUAACUGGGCGCCGCUGUACCGAUCAAUUUCCACCGGCACAUUGGCUGCUCUGCAGUCCUCCAACAUAGUUUUCGUAUUCCUUUUAUCGGCGGCAUUCCUGAAACUGGAAAUUGUCAACGCAAAAAUUUUUGGAGUUGUAUUCGCCAUAAUUGGGCUGGGAAUAUUGCUCCUUCUGGAAAUUACCUCCAAUCCAAAAUGGGCAUCUUCAACCGCAGUUAUCUGGGGUGCAAUAUCUACAGCUGUAUAUCAAGUGACCUUUAGGAUUCGUGUUGGAGGCACGACAAACCUUGGACGCAUCAGUUUUUCGGUUUCGUUAUUAGGCAUGCUAACGGCGAUGGCAACGUGGCCUCUGGUGCUAGUUUUAAAAUAUACCAAAGUAGAAGAAUGGGAAUACCAUAACCUUCCGUGGGAAAUGCUCAUGCGAACAUCCGCCGCGGCUUGGGCUUUGGCAUUUUUGAUCAACCUGGGUGUUGCAUGGACGAAUCCAUUUUUUACUUCCCUGGGAUUCCUUAUGGUGGUACCAAUGACUUAUGUGUUCGACUAUUUCUGGAAUCAACGUACAACCUGGGCGAUUGAUUUUGUUGGAUCGGGUUUAAUUGCCACAGGAUUCAUUUUACUAGUUUUUGCCGAUGUCCUAACCUGGGAUCACUUCAAACAAGAGUGGCGUAACUUCCGAGGUAAUCUGCAACUCUGCCAGAACUAUACCGGCAGAAAGGUCAACGCCCAUGUGGAAAAAAGUGUCAAACUGGAAGACACUACGGCCACUGCUCAACUGAAGCUCAUGGGCAUUACGGUCAGAAACGUCGAAGAGCUCAAACUGCCUGCAGCCUCUGUGGCCAGAUCGGGAUCAUUUCGUCCAGUGGACACGACGUAGUUACUUUCAAGCUAGGGUGGAUAAAAUCAUCAUUUUUUGGUUUUUGUCGUAGAAAUCCGUUUUCUAUAUGGCUGUGUACAUAUACUGAUGGUGAUGCCGGUAUUACAGCAAAGUAAAUGCACUGUUGCGGGUAGCAGUUUGACUCAGAAAAAAACUAGGCGUUAUUAUAAAGUUUGAAACUUCGUGAUAUUGU
This is a messenger RNA of Paramacrobiotus metropolitanus, 1870 nucleotides long. RefSeq names its product putative thiamine transporter SLC35F3. The coding region runs from base 274 to 1677 and encodes 467 amino acids. The record is from RefSeq and is a predicted model, not a curated record. NCBI's taxonomy places the organism in Eukaryota, Metazoa, Tardigrada, Eutardigrada, Parachela, Macrobiotidae. The transcript is spliced from 7 exons.